AUGGAAGUGGUUUCACAAUUUUUCGAGUUACUGUAUUUCCAACAGAUUAGGCAGGGUAGUGUGGAUAAAAUUUGUUGGAUCCCCUUGAAGAGGAAGAAUUUUGAAGUGAAGUCCUAUUAUCAGUUGUUUGGUGUUACAUGGGUGAUGCCGGAUAGGAUGAAGGACUAUUUGGGAAGUUGGAGGGGACAAAGGGGUAAGUUGAGAAAAAAGAGUAUUUCUGAGGACUUCGAUGAUGAUCCGGAGCCAAUCUUUAAGGCAACAUUUGGGAACAAAUGGUAUACAUGGACUUUUAAGUCAUGGCAGGAAUCUUCUUUCCAGAAUUCAACAUCUGGAUUUGAGUGGAGAGAGCGUUCAAGCUGGAAAAACAGUAGAGCUAAAAGAUGGGAAACUCAGAGUGAAGCUGAGUCUGAUGAAGAUUCAUGUGCUGUAGGAUCACGCUCUGAUAGAACUAUACUUGGUCUGCCUCCAACAGGCCCUUUGAAGAUAGAAGAUGUUAAAAAUGCUUUCCGCUUAUCAGCUUUAAAAUGGCAUCCUGACAAACAUCAAGGCCCUUCACAGGUAAUGGCCGAAGAGAAAUUCAAAGUGUGUGCUAAUGCAUACAGGUCGCUGUCUAGUGCUCUCUCCCCAGCUUAACUAGUCAGUUUUUGGUUCAAAUGCCUUAAGACGCUCCGUUUCAUAACAGGUUAGCUUUACCUUUGGAGCAGCAAUUGUAUAAUUUAUAUUUAUAUUAAGUUAUAUGCCUUUUCAUAAUAAGUAAUGUCCAAGCUCCAUUUCUUAUAAUUAUUGACUGCUGACUCUAUCCUAGAUGUUAUAAUUAUUAAACACUACUUAUAUGAGGAGGAAGAAAAAAGAAAAAAA
Corylus avellana is the source of this 858-nucleotide messenger RNA. The record is from RefSeq and is a predicted model, not a curated record. Lineage: Eukaryota; Viridiplantae; Streptophyta; Magnoliopsida; Fagales; Betulaceae.